AUGGAUGGACCAGAAACCUUCCGCAGUUCGCCACGAUCGUCUAUGCUGCGGGCCAACGUUUUUGCACUUGAGUCCCUAUGCGUUCUAGGGGUUUAUGGAUGCAUCCUGCUGUGGCCAAAGAUGCAGUGGCCGGGGCAUUCCAAAGAUGCAUGGCGCUGCCAGGUCCUGUUCGUAUUUGGAGUCGUAUACAUGCUUCGCUUAAAUGUCAUGGCACGGUGGCUGUUGCCCCGAGAGCUGGCCACAGAGGAACUCACGGUGGUGAUUCUUUGGAUUCUGACGAUACUCGUGUCGUUUGGUGCUGGCGCGCUGCUCACGGGCACCCCGGACGACCUAAGCAUUUCGUUGGCUGUGGCUUUGUACUGCUUGGGCUCUUUUGUCAACACCUGGUCGGAACUCCAACGAAAGUGGUGGAAGGCAAAACCUGAGAACAAGGGCCGCUGCUACACUUUAGGACUCUUCUCCCUGAGCCGGAACAUCAACUACCUCGGUGAUGUUUUGCUGUUCUUGGGCUGGGCUGCGGCUACCGGAUGUUGGUGGAAUCUGUGGGCCCCUGUUGUCAUGGCCGCUUCAUUUUAUUUCUAUCACAUUCCUGAUAAGGAACAGUACUUGUCGGAGCGCUAUAAGGUGGACUGGCCCGCAUACGCAGCCUCGACGAAAUCCUUCAUUCCGUUUCUUUGUUGA
Molecule: messenger RNA, 681 nt
Organism: Symbiodinium natans
Lineage: Eukaryota; Dinophyceae; Suessiales; Symbiodiniaceae
Source: the annotation of a GenBank genome assembly